AUGAAAUUAUUAGCUUCCACUUUAAGUACUUGGUCCAAGAAGGAAUAUGGCAAUAUUUUCUCUAAUGUUAUUAAUUUUGAGGAGCAAGUCAAAGCUGCUGAAGAAGAUGUCAUACAUCAAAACACUGAAGAAAAUAGAUCCAAGCUUCAUCUUAUUAAUGCUCAAUAUAUCAAGUAUCUUAAAUUGGAAGCUUCCAUCCUCAAACAGAAAACUCAACUCCAAUGGUUCAAGGAAGGAGAUACUAAUUCUAAAUAUUUAUACUCCAUAAUGAGGGGUAGGAGGAGAAAGCUAUUCAUCCACAAGAUCUGUACUGCUGAAGAUACUUGGAUACAAGGGGAAGAAAACAUUGCUAAGGUUUCCUAUGACUACUUCCAAAACAUGUUCUCAGGUCAUGAUGACAGGAUCAGGGAAGAAAUUCUUCACUGCAUCCCUAGAAUGGUAACAGAAGAACAAAAUCAGACACUCCACCAGAUGCCUACUCAGGAAGAAUUGACUCAAGUCGUGUUCUCCAUGAACCCAAAUUCUGCUGCUGGUCCAGAUGGUUUUGGAGGAAAAUUUUAUCAACAUUGCUAG
Molecule: messenger RNA, 573 nt
Organism: Solanum verrucosum
Lineage: Eukaryota; Viridiplantae; Streptophyta; Magnoliopsida; Solanales; Solanaceae
Exons: 1
Coding region: 1-573 (190 amino acids)
Source: RefSeq, a predicted model, not a curated record